This is a messenger RNA of Cavenderia fasciculata, 921 nucleotides long. RefSeq lists its product as uncharacterized. The transcript has 6 exons. The coding region runs from base 1 to 921 and encodes 306 amino acids. NCBI's taxonomy places the organism in Eukaryota, Evosea, Eumycetozoa, Acytosteliales, Cavenderiaceae. The record is from RefSeq and is a predicted model, not a curated record.
AUGAGAUGGAUGGAUGAAUUGGAUUGGAUGCUUUUUAUCAACUUUGAAAGCUCCAUUUUACUCGUCACCGAUAUCGAUGUCGGUGGGUGGAUGGAUGGAUGGAUGAAUACUAGAAAUUCCUCAACUGCCAAUCAUUUCUCUCUUUUAAUUAAUAAUAAUAAUGCUGCAGCGACAUCUAAUAACAACAAUGAAAGAUCAUCGUCAUCAAAGAUUAAAAGAGAUUGUUCAACACCUUUAUCGAAUCGAGUAAGAGAGAUAUUAAAUCAUGUGGUCUAUUCAUUUGUAGAUUACAACGAAUACAAGUUACCAAGUACAUGUGUGUUUAACAAGAAUCUCGAUAUGUUGGCUGUAUUUCAAUCACUAAAGUUUCUACAAAACGAUCAUCAAUAUCGAUGCAAGAGUUGUUCAAAACAAUUUAAAAGUGAAGAUUAUAUUGAUCAACAUUUAAAGAAUAAUCAUGCUGAUCUUAUACCUUCUAAUGCAACUAUAUGUUUAGGAGAUUAUUGUGAAAUGUUAAAUUGUAAUAAUGAUUAUAUAAUCUCUUGUGAUGAGAGAAAGAUGGAAAAGUUAAAGUAUGCAUGUCAAGGUAUCAUGUAUAAUUGUUUCCCACCUUCAGUCAACAAAAACUACAACAAACAUUUCAAUGCGUUGAUAUGCGACAAACUGACUUGCAAGGGUGGAUCAUCGACCACUGGACAAGAUGGAAUCAUAAGAGAUGCCGAUAUUGAAGAGAAACAACAUCAAUGGAGUUUAAUGAAAUACCUCUCUGCAUUGGUCAUCCUUGUCAUCCUAAUUAUAUUUUAUUUAAUUUUAUGGUUCUUUAAAAAAGAAACAAGACAUCAAAAAGAUUUACCAAGUAGUUUCUUGGCAAAUAGACGUAGAAAACAUUUACUUAAAGAAUUGGAGAAAAAGAAUUUCUGA